This is a messenger RNA of Siniperca chuatsi (mandarin fish), 2783 nucleotides long. RefSeq lists its product as uncharacterized. The coding region runs from base 153 to 1046 and encodes 297 amino acids. The transcript is spliced from 6 exons. Lineage: Eukaryota; Metazoa; Chordata; Actinopteri; Centrarchiformes; Sinipercidae. The record is from RefSeq and is a predicted model, not a curated record.
ACCUGACUAAAGCGCGUGCAGGGCCGGAUUAUGAACAGUUUGUGAAACAGGGAGAGGAGGGUGAGUGAUUCAGUGAUUCACUGCGAGUGUAAUGCUCUACUCUGAAAGUUUCUAAACUUUUCAUUUAAACACUUUUUUUUUCCACCGCUGAAAUGUCGACCACCGGGAGCUCCCCGGCCUGUGAGGGGAUGUACUCCAAACUGAUAGACGACGAGGGCCCAUAUGACGACUUCAACCGCAGGCCAGAUGUUGGACAAGCUCACUCAGUCUCCCCAGUCAGACUGAUCCCCAGGCUGAGCGGCCCCGGGCCCUACCGCUUUGCCACCAUCUGCCUGGCUACGCUGUGUGCCAUCCUGCUGAUCGCCAUCAUAGCCGUCACCGCACACUAUAAGAACAAACCUCAGGGCAGUGGUGAAGCGACCUCAGAGAUACAGAAGCAGACACAGGACACAAACGUGACGGCUCUGACUGCUUCCAUCAGCAAACUGCAGCAGGAGAAAGACCAGCUGCAGAAAGAGAAUGACGAGCUGCUGGCCAAACUGGCUGCCAAGAUAACCACUAAAGCUCCUGAGGUGAUAAAACCGACAACCAAGGCGGUGGUGGCCCCUAUCGUCUGCCCAAUGGACUGGCAUCUCUUCAACAACAGCUGUUACUUCAUCUCCAGAACCACGAGGGAUUGGCCAGAGAGCCAGUCUUACUGCCAGAGCCAAGGAGCUCACCUGGCCAUCAUCCACACGGCAGAGGAGCAGACGUUUCUGUGGAAUCUUCUUCCCAGAGGCCACUGGAACGCCUACUGGUUUGGGAUCAGUGAUGAGCAAACAGAGGAUCAGUGGAAAUGGGUGGAUGGCACCCCGCUUGUCGGAGGUUUUUGGGAGGUCGGCGAGCCCAACAACCACAUUGAUGAGGACUGUGGCUACAUUGUGAAAACACGUGUGAUGGAGCGAGUGGCUAUCCGGAGCUGGUACGACGCCCCCUGCAGCAUGUACUGGCCCUUCAUCUGUGAGAAAGAGAUGGGCGCUGGCGCCAGCACCUCCAUACCACACUGAGAAACAUCGCACUGAUCAUCUGAAGAAUACAAACCAGACAAGUUAACCAGUCAUGAGUUUGUCAGCUUUUCACAAACUGCUGCAUGAACUUUCCCUUUCCCUUAAAACCUGGGAUUAAGAAGGCUGAUAUUUUGCAAGUAUAAAUUCAAACGUUAUUUAGAUCUGACACAAUUCAGUCAGGUAUGGAAGUUCAUCUUUUACAGAAUGAACAUGAAAUAAACCUUUUCCUGAAAUGAUUAUAUGGUAUUUUGGACUUUUCUAAUGUGUGACAAAAGCAUGGACGGUCCACUUUGUCCAGAACACUGGACACAAGCAUGGUUGUAUUAAAAUGGGUUUACAGUAGUACGAAGGAAAUUAAAGGUAGCUGUACUCUGCAGCAGUUACCGUAUGUUUAUUUUUAUGAAUUCUUCCUACUGAUUUUAACCUUUACAUAUUUCUUAUGUAACAGACAGUAUUAUGAAUAUCAGAAAUUAAAGAAACAUUAUAUUAGAUUAUAAUAGGACUAUUACUUUUUAGGUCUCUAAAAUAUAAUAAAUAAAUAAACACAAGAUAGAAUAAAGGCAUUUAAAUUGUAGAAUCAUUGAAGCGAACCUCACAUCUUUUCGUGUCCAGUUAUGAUUGACACUUGUCAAUUAAUUUAAUCAUUACUAAAUUAAAACAGGUUUCACCACACAAACUAGUUCUUAAAUAGAGAUUAGUUACUAAAUAUUUACAUCCUGUAACAGCCAGGUUUGACUGCUGCCUAUCUGACCACCAACAGACAAAGCUAACAUUAGCUUGCUAGCUAACAUAUCUUCAGUUUAGAUUGAAAAGUAAAAGAUUGGAAAAAGAGGAAAAUGGUCGACAUAUGACCAGACACUUGAUCAAAAUGCAUUUUAGUAACAGUGUAAACAGGAAAGAUUUAAAAUGACACUACAUAAACAUAACAGACAAGCGUUAUGCUAACAUCAGACUUAAAGACUAAAUAGCAUUGGUUAGGUUAGCAUAAUCUGAUAUUUCCCACUCAGUCUAAGCUGCAUGAAUACUACUAAUUCUGAAAUGCACAUUUCUCCAUGUAUGCAUAUAUAGGUAAAACAGAGGAAUAAAUUUACAAUGGAUUGGCAGUUUAUCUCUUGACCCCCUAAAACUGUUAUUGGUGGAAGUUAUUUUACAGCUUGUGAUUCUACAGUGAUAUUCUGUUUAGUUACAUAUUUAACUGCUUUUGAUUGAACUGCACUUUUCUUUGCAACUGAUUUACAUGUAACUUAAGUCUUUACUAGCUAAGACGUAGUUUAAGUUUUAAUAGUGCAACCUGAUUUAGUAAAUCACUAGAAACUACUGUAGCCAGUGCUUACUAAGAACUCAGGUGCUACAGUGUAUCUGUGCCUUAUACCACAUAAAUCAUAUUUUUAGAUUCUGUUUUAGAAUUUAUAGAUCAGGGAUUCAAGAUAACUAUUAAUGUUUUCAUUGAUUUUUUUUUUUUACAUGUAAAACUGGGCUUUUUAUCAAUGAAUAGUGUUAAUAUCAGAUUUAUAUUAACUGUACAUAACGCAAGUGUUAAGUGAGUAUGAUCAUCUGAUGUGGUGUGUUAGUGAUGAAACCACUUGAAGGAUGAUCAAUUUGAUGUUAAAGAUGUCAAAAUGUUCAUACUUUUUUAGUCUUUUAAAAUACAACAUGAAUCAAAUAUUUGAAAUUCUGCAUAAAUGUGUCCUGUGGCUCUUAUAAAUAAAUAAUAAAGAUAAUUGUUUUGUAUCUUAA